UUAUGGCGAACAAGUUGUGGAUUUUUGCCCUGAUGGUGCUUCCCUUCGUUAAAGGAGCACUGGACAGUAAAGGGAAACAGUUUAUUAUAACGUUUAUGGAUAACAAGAUUCUACAGCACACAGACAUCAAUCCCGAGAUCUUCAUUACCACUUCCAGCAAUAAACCUGUACACGUCAAUGUGACGUCACCACGAUCUCGCAAUCCACAUAUAAAUCAACAGUUUGUUGUAACUCGCGGAGUUGUGCACCGAGUUGCCGUCGAUCAGGACUUCCGAUUGAAUCACACCGAGCUAAGCACCAAAGGAAUUUUGAUCUCGGCUGAUGAAGAAAUCGUAGUAUAUGGAGUAAAUAGAGAGGUCUACUCGGACGAUGCCUACUUGGCACUGCCUACAGAUGUCCUGGGGAAAGAAUACUACACCAUUUCCUACUCCCCGUCCUAUUAUUAUUGUGUGUUUGCAGUGAUCGGUGUCCAUGACCACACUCGUGUUCAUAUCAAGCUAGCUAAUCAUCCAAACAUUAGCGUGAAUUUCCACGGUCAUGUCUACCACAGAAACCAGUGGAUAAACGUUACCCUUAACCGCUUCAGCACCCUUGAAAUCUCUUCCGUUGGGGACCUCACAGGAACUCACAUCAUAUCAAACAAAGCUGUGGGUGUCAUAAGUGGUAACAAGAAGGCUGUUGUGGCUAUUGCUGGCAGCACUGGUAAUUCACGUGACCAUCUGACAGAAAUGUUACUACCUGUCCAGGCCUGGGGUAAAAACUUUGCUACAGUGCCAAUUCCUGAAAGAGAUGUAGGUGACAUUUUCAGAUUCGUUGCCAGCCAAGGACACACCAGUGUUAAAGUAACUGGAGUCAUUGAUGGUAAAAAUUUUACGGACCAUUUUUUUCUCAGUCAUGCUGGACAACAUGUGCAAAGGAAUUACAGCUCUAAGUUGUACGCUCAUGUGACAUCUAAUCAUCCAAUUGCUGUGUAUCAGCUCUCGGCAACACAGGCAAAACAUUCCAAUCUGCCUUCAGAUGCAGCAGAUCCGUGCCUAAUUACAAUUCCUCCCAUUGAACAGUAUGCUGCAGAUUACACUUUUGCGACACCCCAAUACUCCAAAGGCGAGUAUCAAAACUUUUUUAUGUUUGUGGUUGAUUCCAGUCAAACCGCUGGUCUGAUUCUAGACGGAAAACCACUGCCACAAAAUCAAACGUAUGUCCACAUCCCAGGCACCAAUCUAGCAGCGGGAUACGUCAACAUAUCAGUUGGUACCCAUACCGUCACGCACAGCAAUCCGAACACAGUAAUUGGCGGUAUCGUGUUCGGUAAAGCUAACCUCGAGUCUUAUGGAUUCCCUAUUGGUCUGCUAACAAAACCUGUUAAUUCUGGUUGUCAUGCGAAGGCGAUGUCUCCGGGUGAUGAAGUCGAUAACGAUUGUGACGGUGAGGUAGAUGAGGAGGACUGCAAUGGAAAAGACGAUGAUGCAGAUGGAAGGAUAGACGAGGACUGCAGUGGAGAGCCCUUGAGGUUGUCAUGCGAAGAUGAUGUCUCCGGGUGA
This is a messenger RNA of Saccostrea echinata, 1541 nucleotides long. Its product is annotated as IgGFc-binding protein-like. Bases 3 to 1541 code for a protein of 512 amino acids. The record is from RefSeq and is a predicted model, not a curated record. The transcript has 5 exons. Lineage: Eukaryota; Metazoa; Mollusca; Bivalvia; Ostreida; Ostreidae.